CCCUCGAUCACACCACUAGCUACCAGAGGCCAGAGCAUACAUCAAUGGAGGAGAAGAAGUGCAGGGGCCAUGUGGUACUGAUGCCAUAUCCAGCCCAAGGCCACCUGAACCCUAUCCUCCAAUUCGCGAAGCGUCUGGCUGCUACAGGCCUCAAGGCCACUCUAGCCACCACUCCCUACACAGUCAAGGCCAUUUUCGCCCCAACCGUUGCCGUCGAAACCAUCUCCGACGGCUUCGACGAAAGCGGAAGUCGUCAAGCCGGAAAUGCCGAGCUCUAUAUCGAGUCUUUCAAGAUCAAUGGCUCCAGAACUCUCUCUGAAAUCAUCCACAAAUACCACGACUCAGACUCCCCUGUUAAUUGCAUCGUCUACGAUUCAUUUUUGCCGUGGGGGCUUGAUGUGGCCGAGAAACAUGGCGUAUAUGGAGCCUGCUUCUUCACCAACUCCCUCACCGUCUGCUCCGCCUUAUGUGCUGUACAACGCGGCAUAGUUAAGCUCCCAAUAAAGCCCGAAGAUACACCUUUGUUCCUCCCUGGCUUGCAUCCCUUGAAUUACAAUGACUUGCCGACGUUUGUCACCCGCCAUCUGCAUGCUUACCCUGCAUAUUUAUCUCUGCUUAUGAGUCAGUUUUCCAACAUUGACAAGGCCUGCUGUUCGUUCGUGAACGGCUUUAAGGGAUUAGAAGAAGCCGAGGGUGGUAGAGAAACACCAAAGGUUUUUUCAGCGAAGUUGAUCGGGCCGAUGAUCCCGUUGGCGUAUCUAGAUGGGGGGAUCGAAGGAGACAAAGGAUACGGGUCGAGUCUAUGGAAGCCAUUAAGUAAAGAAUGUAUGGAAUGGCUAGAAACAAAGGAAGCUGAGUCAGUAGCAUUUGUGUCUUUUGGAAGCAUGGGAGCAAUGUCGGAGAAGCAGAUGGAAGAGAUAGCGGAGGGGUUGAAGGAGAGCAGGCUGAAUUUCCUGUGGGUAGUACGAGACACAGAGAAAACCAAAUUGCCUGAUGGGUUCCUGGAGUCAAGCAAGGAGAAGGGUCUAAUCGUGCCAUGGUGCAACCAACUAGAGGUGCUGGCUCAUGAAGCAGUGGGAUGCUUCGUGACGCACUGUGGGUGGAACUCAACUCUGGAAGGGCUUAGCUUGGGCGUACCCAUGGUGGGUGUGCCGCAAUGGACGGACCAGUUUUGUGAUGCCAAGUUUAUAGAGGAGGUAUGGAAGGUAGGGGUGUGGGCGAAGGAGGAUCCAGAGGGAGUUGUGAGGAGAGAAGAGAUUGUGAGAUGUUUGAAGGACUUGGUACAAGGGGAGAGAAGCCAGGAGAUUAAGCAGAAUGCUAAGAAAUGGAGCGAGUUGGCUAAGGAAGUAAGUAGUGAAGGAGGCAGUUCCGACAUGAGCAUUAAGGAAUUUGUUGAUCAUUUUACGAUUUCUCGUGGGAAUGGAAAGGUUUAAUAAAUGUCAACCAUCCUUCUAUGGGUUAUUAAUAAUACUUUCACUCUGGGUGAGUUUAAAUUUUA
Carica papaya (papaya) is the source of this 1498-nucleotide messenger RNA. Its product is annotated as UDP-glycosyltransferase 74B1-like. NCBI's taxonomy places the organism in Eukaryota, Viridiplantae, Streptophyta, Magnoliopsida, Brassicales, Caricaceae. Gene Ontology annotation, biological process: glucosinolate biosynthetic process. The record is from RefSeq and is a predicted model, not a curated record. Gene Ontology annotation, molecular function: quercetin 3-O-glucosyltransferase activity; quercetin 7-O-glucosyltransferase activity.